GCUGAAGGGGGAGGAGCAGGCGGCGGAGGCUCUUCUCUGCUCCCAUGUUGAUGUUUGUUUGCGAGGGUGGCAUUGCCGUGUGUGGACGGGGAUUGACGGAGGGUUGUCGAGUGGCCUGGCAAGACGCUUUGUUGAGGAAAGCUGCAACUUUGCCCUCACCCCUCCGAAUAUGAGGUUGAAUAAUGAAGAUUUAACAUAAUGUCUCAUCGAUUAUUGCUAUGAGCCGCUUUGCCAUAUGGCUGUAUGAUCAUGUUUGACUCGCCUUUCUUGACUGACGGCCAGUCCGGGAUUUUGGAGCUCGUCUGAGGGCGCUUUCUCUGGAUUUUCCUUCCCUUUUUAAAAAAAAAAAAAAAAACAAACAAAAAAAAACGACGAAGUUCCCCCUCGACGACGAGACCCUUUCCAACUCAUUUGUUCACCCCUGAACUUCCAAAAAUGGUCUUCUUCGCUUUGGCACGAAACAAACCGGGAUAACGACGGGAGAAGCUCCGCGACAACACCCCUACCAAGGACAGCCAGUGUUACUUUCCCCCUGAGGCUGUCCUGGCGCUGGAUUUAUUCAACUCCUUAUUUUUAUUUUUUAUUUUUACUGUAAUUGAUGCAUCUUGGGGAGUCCAUGAGAGAGUGCGAGUACAGUCAAAUCAGCACUCGCAGCUCCACGCCAAUGGAGACCCCCUACAAGAAAAGGACCCCAAAGAGGAAGAAAUGGGAGGCCUUCCCAGGUCGGAAUAAAUUUUACUGUGAUGGGAGGAUUAUGAUGGCCAAACAGACGGGGGUUUUCUACCUCACCCUGGUCCUCAUCCUUGUAACCUGUGGACUGUUUUUCACCUUUGAUUGUCCGUUCCUGGCACAGGAGCUGACCCCCAUCAUCCCAGUCUUAGGAGGAGCUCUGUUUUUGUUUGUACUGGGGACUCUAUUGAGAACCAGCUUCAGUGACCCCGGCGUCCUGCCUAGGGCCACCCCUGACGAGGCAGCGGACUUGGAGAGACAAAUAGAUGUGGCCAACGGCACCACAGGCUACAGGCCUCCUCCCAGGACCAAAGAGGUUGUCAUCAAUGGCCAAACAGUCAAGUUAAAGUAUUGCUUCACAUGCAAAAUCUUCAGACCACCACGUGCCUCCCACUGCAGCCUCUGCGACAAUUGUGUGGAGCGUUUUGACCACCACUGUCCCUGGGUGGGAAACUGUGUGGGAAGGAGGAACUACCGUUUCUUCUACAUGUUCAUCCUUUCCCUCUCCUUCCUCACCAUCUUCAUCUUCGCCUUUGUCAUCACACACAUCAUUUUAAGUUCAUAUCGAAAAGGAUUCCUCACUGCACUUAAAGAAAGUCCUGCAAGUGUGCUGGAGGUGGUGGUGUGUUUUUUCUCUGUCUGGUCCAUAGUGGGCCUCUCAGGCUUCCAUACCUACCUGAUCAGCUCCAAUCAGACCACAAAUGAAGAUAUAAAAGGGUCGUGGUCUUCUAAAAGAGGGAAGGACAACUACAACCCUUACAGCUCUGGCAAUAUAUUCACCAACUGCUGUAUGGCGCUUUGUGGACCCCUGCCACCAAGUCUCAUUGACAGACGAGGCUUCAUCGAAGCAGACGCACCACAGAUGGCACCUCCUACCAAUGGCAUCACAAUGUAUGGUGCCACCCAUUCCCAGCAAAGCCACAUGUGUGAUCAAGACCAGUGCAUUCAGAGCACCAAAUUCGUUUUGCAGGCUGCCGCCACCCCCCUCCUCCAGCAGCAAAGCAGCGAGCCAGUCAUCAUAACGUCUUCCCCUGAAAACGGGACGUCUCUGCCCGCCCGGGCCUCCCUCACGCUGGGCGGGCCUUGCACCUCGCUGCCCCUUGGCCAGCCAACCCCGCCGACGUCCACUCCCAGCCUGAGCUGCCACGAGGCCGCAGACAUGCUGCCGAUCCACGGACACACACUAAACCACACGCACCCCCUCCAGGAGCAGGCAGCCGUCCACCACUAUCUCACGCCAGAGGAAGUGCCAUCACCGCCGGGCAUGCUUCACUGCGGCAGCCCGCUGGGCCACAGCCACACGGUGCAGGCCAGUUUCUACAACCCGGCCAGCCAAGACUCGUUACACGAGGACUCGGUCAGGGGGUUGGUGAAGCUCAGCUCUGUCUGACAGUGGGAUAUAUAAACCCAACUCCUUCUGAAGACUUAAAACUCUCCUGAGCUGCUUUGGUAUUGGCUGACUUCCUCUUGAAUUACAGACUCCAGCUGCUAGAACUGUGUUGAAGCUAUCUGAAGUGCAGAAAAACGUGUUUUCCUCAGCCAUCAUGUUGCCAAACCUGUCUGCUGGAACUGUGAGAGAAAAGUUACAGCUUGUGUGUGACAACUCAGAGAUAAACUGUUGGGUUUAUUUUGUACUUCAAGGGAAGAUUAGACAACUUUAAUUUGAUAAUCUGCAAACUGGACUUUGCUUUUCAAAGCGGUAUCUAUGCCUGUAAGCCAUUUUGAGCAAAAACAAAGGAACUGAUUCAACACUUCAGGUCAGAAAGCUGCAUUUCUGCCACUGGAUCGGACCGGAUUUUUGUUAAAUAUAAUUGAACCGACUUGCCUGUUGCUGAUCUGACCAUGUCUCCUGCCUUUAUUCUCAGCAUUGUGAUGGUUUAUGUCAUUAUGUUGCAUAUCAUCCUGCUUUUUCUAUGUAAAAGAAAUCAAAGACUGUUGAACUGUACCAUAGUUACUACAACUCUUACAAAUUAUAUUUCCUGUGGAUAUUAAUAAAACACCAACUUUUUACCAGA
Xiphophorus couchianus (Monterrey platyfish) is the source of this 2744-nucleotide messenger RNA. Its product is annotated as probable palmitoyltransferase ZDHHC14. The transcript has 10 exons. NCBI's taxonomy places the organism in Eukaryota, Metazoa, Chordata, Actinopteri, Cyprinodontiformes, Poeciliidae. The coding region runs from base 599 to 2119 and encodes 506 amino acids. Gene Ontology annotation, cellular component: endoplasmic reticulum; Golgi apparatus. The record is from RefSeq and is a predicted model, not a curated record. Gene Ontology annotation, biological process: protein targeting to membrane; peptidyl-L-cysteine S-palmitoylation. Gene Ontology annotation, molecular function: protein-cysteine S-palmitoyltransferase activity.